CGGGCCGCGGGGCCCCGGGCCCGGCGCCGCGUCGCCAUGGCAACGCGCGGCGGCACCCCGCUUCGGCACGGACUACAGCUCCCGGCAGGCCCCGCGCGCGGCUCCCGCCCCGCCCGCGCUCCUCUCGGCCAAUGGGACGCCGGGCGGUGCCCCGCGGGGACCAAUGGCGCUCGGGAGGGGGCGGGACGUGCGGUUGCCAGGGGCAACGCGACCCGGAUGCGGUUGCAUGUGAGGGCCCGGGCGGCGGCGGGGCCUGGGACCGGCCCCGGUAACCACGGCAACCGCGGCCCCGGGCACCGGGAACCGGCACCGGGAACCUCGGGAACCCAGUCCCGGGAACCGGGUGCCGGUACCCCGCUAACCGGCCCAGCUAACCCCGGCCGCAUCCGGCCCCGGGGCUGCGGGCGGCCUGAGGGGGCCGCGGGGCCCUGAGGGGCCGGUAACGGGGAGCAGGGGACGGGGGGGCUCAGCCCCGCUGCCCGCUGUCCUCCGCCCGCCCUCCUCAGAAGCCGCGGGUCCCCCGGGGUUGGUGCUGCCCGGAGCCCCUUCCCCCCCGUCAGAACGGGGGCAGGAGUUUGAAGGGACAGGUCCUGGCCCUGCCCUGCUCCGCGUGUCCGAGCAGCGCACAGCCAGCAGGCAGCUGCGUCCCCACUGCUGAAUGAAGAGGUAAAAAGCCAAAAGUGCAGGAGCCAUGGCAGGAGCUAUGGUACGCAUCGGAGACCAGCUCAUCCUGGAAGAAGAUUACGACGAGACGUACAUCCCCAGCGAGCAAGAAAUCCAGGAUUUUGCAAGGGACAUCGGGAUCGACCCUGAGAAGGAGCCGGAGCUGAUGUGGCUGGCCAAGGAAGGCAUUGUGGCCCCGUUACCGCCCGAGUGGAAGCCCUGCCAGCAUAUCACUGGUGAUAUCUACUACUUCAACUUUGCUAACGGCCAGUCCACGUGGGACCACCCCUGCGAUGACCACUACAGAGAACUUGUCACUCAGGAGCGAAAGAAGCUGCUGGAACGCGGCGGUUUGAAAAAGAAAGAGAAGAAGAAGAAAGACAAGAAAGAAAAGAAAGACAAGAAGGAAAAGCAGGCACUGAAGCGACCCGCUGAAAUGCAGCCAGGGAUUCUUCCUUCGACACCCUUUUGUCAGAUACCCUGUGCCAUUCUGUCCCCUGGACAGGAGAGCCCCGAGCCAGAACCAGAUAGCCAGAUUAGAAAUGAAGGCCUCUUUGACAAAGGCAAAUGGAGAGCAUCAUGUGUAACGGAUUUGUGGAGGCAGUUUGCAGACAUGUGGCCAAACAACCCGCACCCUAUCCUGGUAUCAGAGUUCAGCAGGCCGUACCACACCUUAACUGAUGCGGUGACAGUUUUAGAAAACGGCCCACCUUUUGGCAGCUUUGAUGUAGACAUCCACCAGGAGCAAGGUAUACCUUUGGCAGUACAAGAAAAUCUUUGUUCCAGUUCUUCUGACUCACAGUCUGACGAUGUAGAGGUGAGGCCAACAGUGCAACCUUUGCAUGUGUUAAAGAAAUCCUAUUCGCAAGACUUUGAGAAUGUUAAAACUCCACCAGAAUCCCCUGAAGACAAAAUCCCGCUCUUUGAUGAAAAGCUGAAAGGAAAGCAGAAGAUUAAAGACAUGAUGGAUGACUGUGUCCGUAAAUCUGAUCAUCCUUUCUCAGCUGGAGAGGAUACAGGAACUGGUGGGGAUGUGAGAAGAAGUCCGAGCUUAUUGCAAGCCAGAGAAGAAAGAUUUUACUUCAGGAACCCUGAAAUGACUCCCUUUGAUGCCAGUGCCACAAAUGACUGGGGUUUGCAGGAGACAGUUGAUGCUCCACACGCUCAAGAAGAGCUAAGCUCCCACAGCAAAGUAUCUCAGAGCAGAAGUAAGAGAAGAGUUCAAGGUGGGGAGGCUUUGGCUCAAGCUAGCAACCUCUGCAAGAGCAAUGAGAGCAGCAGCAGACCUGAGAGAGAGGGCUCAAAGCAAGUGGAGCUGACGAAACUAGAAGUAGAUACAAAAGGAGACAGCGUGAAUGUGGUGCUAGAGAGCCUACCCACGGCCCCUGAAGAGACCGUGAGAACACAACACUGCUUCCAAGGAACAGGUUCAAAGGGAGGAACUGAUGUGGAUCUGCAUUCUGCAGUAAAUCCUACAUCAAAAGAUGUUUUUUCAUCUGCCAGUGAUGGCUGUAACGAUGACGAAAGAGGUGGUGUGAUGUCAGAGUGUGAUAGCAGUGAUUUGGACAGUUCUCAGAAUGAUAAUGCACCGCAGAUACUGGGAGUGAGCCAUCAAUUCUCCUCCCUACACAAUGAGUCUGAGAGACCAAAGGACGUGUACCCUAUCACAGAAGAGCCUGUGCCACCUCCUCCCGUCCUGGGAUCGUCCCCGUCUCAGAUAUUGAGUGCUGCCGAGAAGUCAGAGAGAGAGGGUAGCUCCAAGGACGUGAAACUGUGCCACACAUUGCAGGAAUGUGAAGAAGGUGCCAGCCCAGAACCUGAACGUGUUAGUUUUUUGGUGGAUUCAUGUGGGAAAUGCACAGCCCAGGAGGCUAACAGUGCUGGAGUGCAAACAGAAGUGAAGGAAGAACAUGGCAGGACAGGUCAAGCUCCCGGAGCACAGGGAGAUAAGGUCCCAGAAGAACUGCAGGUUCCCCCUGGGAAUCUCCGUCAGAGGGCUGACUGCCAGGGAAGCACCAGUCUCUGCCAGCACGUGGAAGUGGAGACGACCCAAACCAGCCAAACUGCUGAGAAUUGCAGCAAAAUAGAGGUUGGUGAAGGAGCAGGGAGGAACGAGUCUUCAAGAUCCCCGCUAGCACCUGUGCAGGCUCCGUUGGGGAACCUCGCUCCGCUGCGUGGCCCCGUGGCUUCUCCAGCUGGCAUCCUUCGUGGUUCACUGAACUCGGACGUGGGAAGCUCUGUGGACUCCAGUCUUGCAGCCAGAGGAGAAACUCGGCCUGCAGAGCCCUGUAAGCCCACUGGCCAGACCACGAAGUUGCUGGGACUGGUCUGUGAAGACAAGAGCUCUCUAAACACAGUACCUUUAGAUAACAAGAGAAAUGAAGAGGAAGAAAGCGAGAAUGAGAGUCUCCGUGGGACAACAAGACUGUUCAAAAACCUGCACAUGGAUGUCAGUGCCUUGGGAGGCAGCUUUGAAUCUGAGGAGACCAGCAAAGCGGAGGAGGAGGACUUUGGCAGCCGCUUAGCUGAUGUCCCUGAAGCUCGCCUCCAGCACCAGAGGAGUCCCGCAGAGGAAGCUGGCAGUCUGAGAGAGAAGGAGUCUUUAAAAUCAAGACAUGCUGAAGAAGGGCAUGAGUCUUCCUUGGAUGCCGAUGAUGCAUGCCCUGCAACGCCGAUUAAAGUCCUUUCCGGAGAUGCUGACAGCAGCCUUUCUGGCCAGAACAAAGAGGAUUCUGAUGGGAAACUUGCUGGGAAUGAACCACCAGCCGAGAAAGAUGCUGAGGUGGAAGGUGACGUCUCGGCAGCUGAUGAGCUGCCACGGUCUCUGGAGGAACGGAGAGCACCAGGGACAGAUGUGCCCGGCAGUCCUGUGCAACCCAGAGCUGCAUCUCCAGCUGCUGAAGCUGCUGAGGCAGAUCAGCUGGCAAGCCUGGCUGUCACCGUUGACACCGUGUCUGUUGAUGAAAAUAUAGUAAAUGAAAUGAGGGAAGAAGCAGCUGAUCUGAAAACAGACAGCAGGCUGGAUGCUGGCAAACUUUCAAAGGCAUCCGAGACCAGUGAAUGUGUGGAGGACUUGCAGGCUUCCAACCGCUCAGACCACGAGCUGAUUCAGCAUAUGGACUUGGCUUUCCAGAGUCGGUUUUCGGAGCAGGUAUUGGAUGUGGGUGUUCUGUCUCCUGUUUUAGACAGCCCUGUGUGCAAGCAGGCAUUUGAAGUGUUGGCAUCCUGCUUUGCUGGCAUCGUUGCUGCGAGAGCGGUGAGGAGCUGGAAGCAGGCAUGGGAUCUGAGCUGUUGUGUGCUGGAGACCGUGGAAAUCCUCCUGUCGAGGCCCCUUGGGGGCUAUGCUCUGCAGAGAGAAGACGGCCUAUUAUCUGUCAUCCUGCUUUCAUGUGUCCAGGAGCCUGGCUUUGUAUUGCGAGCGUGUGAGAUUUUUCCUGUGGGACUCAGCCUGGUGUUUAAGCAGGACAGAAAACCAAGCUGCGAGCAGUAUUUGGUGCUUCCUCUGGGACUGCUGGGGAUCCUGAGGCAACAAGAAGGGCAAGGCUCCAGCAAUUUCACAGACAGGGCUGCCCAGGAGCUGGGAGAAGAAGAGAAAGAUCAAAGCAAAGCCAGUAUAGAAGAAGAGCAAAGCAAAAGAACGAAAGCUGCUGACAGUGAGAGGGAUCAGAGUGGUUGUGAAACAUCAGGACAGAAGUGUGUUGCUUUAGAAAACCCCAAACAAGAAGAGGCGGUGGCCCUGGAGCUGGCGGAGGGAUCACUGGAUAGCCUAAUCAAUCUGGAAGAGCUUGCUGCCCCACAGAAAGAGCAACCUGAAAAGGAAAUAAAACAAGAGCAGUCCCUGAGCCAGCCUAGUGAAGAAUCCCUGGAGGGAAUAGCCAAGGAGCUGGAGAAGGAGAUUGAACAAGAGAAAAUGCACUUACUGCAAGCAAAGGAGGAGAAAAUUCAGCAAUUCCAGGAGGAGAUGCGGCAGCAGGAAGAAGAAGAAGCUCAGAAGCUUCAUCAGCAAAAAGAAAAAUCCCUCAGGACUCUGAAAGAGGAUUUGGCAAAGGCUUCUGAGGAAGAAGAGUUGCGUGUGAGAAAAGAAGAAACUGAGAGACUCUCAAAGCUGCGAGCCAAAAUCGCCUCAGAGACAGAGGCAGAGGAGGAGAAGAUAAGGGCAGAGCAAGAGUUCAUGCUGCAAAAAUUGAGAGAAGAGUGGGAAUCACUGCAGGUAACAGAGAAGAAGAGCCUGGAGAGGAAGAAGCAGCUUGUUUUGGAGAAAAUGAACCUGGAAAUGGAGGAAGCUCAACAGCGAGAGAUGGUCAGGCUGGAACAAGAGAAGGAACAAUUUCUGAGGGAACUUAAGGAGAGAUUAGAAACAGAAAAGAGAAAGGCAACAGAGGAGCUGGAGAAACAGUUUGCAGCUGAACUCCAGCAGCUGAAAUCUGCAGCAGAAGAGAAGCAUCAAAAGGUCAUUUCUAGCUUACAAACCCAGGCAGCGGAGGCGCAGAGGAGUAAGGAGACUUGGCUGCAUGAAGACUUGCAGAGAGCAGAGCAGAAAAUGCAGCAAAAAGCGUAUCAAGUAAUGGCAUAUGAACGUGAGCUCAGUGAGCUUAUGAGAGAGAAACGCCAGGGAGUGGAAAAAGACCAUGAGAGGAAAAUGGAGAGGAUGAAAGAGGAGCACCAGGAGGUCCUGGCAAGGAUUCAGGAUCAGUAUGAAGAGGAGGAGAGAAAGCAAAGAGCAGAACUGUUGGAAGGCCUGAGAAGUGAGAUGGCACGCCUCCGACAGCUUCAUGAAGUGGAGGUGAAAGCUCUGCAGGCAGAGCUGGAUGAACGGCUGACCCUAUUGCAGAACAGGCACAGGGAGAAGGAAAGAAAGCUACAGGAUUCAGAAAAUGAGCUUGAAAUACGUGCAAAGAAUGUCAAAGCGAGAUCAGCGCAGCUUCUUAGCCAGGAGGAAUCUCUGAGGAAGAAAAGGCAGCAGCUGCUGGAUGAAGACAGACGGACUGAGCUAGAAAGAGAUGAAGCUGCUUUAGCUUCUCAACUCCGCCUAGAGGAGAGUCGGAAGGAGCACACCAACCUUCUUGAGUCCAUCCGGCAACUGCGUAAGUCUCUUGAAGAGCUCCAAGACCAGAAGUCUGAGCUGGAGGCCCAGGUGGAUUUGUUGCAGACCCGAAGCCAAAGGCUGCAGAAACGUAUCAGUGAGCUUGAGGCAGCUGUCAGGAGCAAGCAGGAGAUUUUGAAAGAACUGGAGGUAGAAGAAAGCGUGGAGUCUCCAAGAAGGAAAGCUGAGCUCCAUGUUGAAGACCUGAGAGAAACAGUUCAAGCUCACUCAUCCAAAGAGCCUGCCUCCCCACCUUCUCAAAGCCAUGAGGACAGCAACUUGCAGUUUGAUCAUUGGUGUCAGAAGCUACAUCUCUGCCUGAAGGGAUCUCCAUUAGGAACUGCCAAGGAAUUCCUGGUACGCCAGACCCGCUCCAUGAGGAAGAGGCACACGGCGCUGAAAGCUGCCAGGCAGCGGUGGCACCAAGAUAUGCAGGAAGCACAGGAGGUGGUGCAGGAUCGUGACAGCUCCCAGCUUCUGGAGGGAGUGCGCAAGAACCUGGAAGAGGAAGCAAAGCAGCUGGACAAGAUGAAGUCAGUUAUGCGGAAAGGACAGGUGCUGCUGAAGAAGAAGGAAGAGAAACUAAGCCAGCUGGAGUCAUCGCUGUUGGAGGAGCUUUCAGAUGAAGAUACACUGAAGAGUACUGCGUGCAAGAAGAUGGUGACUUUUGAUGUCAGCAACUCUGAGGACACAAACAGCAUGUCCAGUGCAAGCUUAGGUCAGCCUAAAUUUGACUUGAGAACGGAACAACAGGUUGGCCCGCAGCUGGACAAGAUCCAAUACCUGACAGACUCUCUGCAGCUUAUCACCAGAGAACUGAAUGGGGUCCUUGGCGUUUUGAGCUCUCUGAACAACCACCGGUCUCCACUCUUCACUUCGACACAGGUGCCCUCCAAUGGUGUCCCUCUUUCUACCUAUGCAUCCUUGGCAGGACUUCAGGCAGGUGGCUCCUUGGUGCCCCCCGCUGGGGUGUCUCUGGUGGACCAGUGGGUCCGGAGCACUGGGCUGAGCUCCAGUCGCUCUGUCACAGCUGGGCAGACAGUGGACAGCAUCCUGGCAGAAAAGUGGCACAAGUAUUUCCCAGGUGGGUUCCCAUCACUCAGUGGAAGUUCCGGUACUCUGGACAACAAGCUGGGAUACGUACCUGCAGACGAGCAAAUUCGCCAGUUCCAGCACUCCCAGUUCCAGAGCCGUGACUCAGACAAGAUGAGUAUUCAAGGAAUGAUUGAGACCAACAAGAAAUGGCUAGAAGACUUCAAGAGGGAUUCAAAGGUACCUCUCUUCCCAGGUGCACAGAAGCCUCCUGCCAGCAGCCCCAGCCUACUUCAGCUAGGACUGGAUGAAAACAGACAAAUAAAAGUGUACCAUUACUGAAAGGUGGGACUUGGUGUUUUCAGGACCUGGAGAGGUGGUAGCUGGGGCCUGCGUAGUCCCCCUAACAAUUUGUUGGGGUUUGGUCAUACCCAGCCAACGCUGUUCUUUGCGCUCUGCCCUUGAAAUAAAGUCUCUUUACAAGAGAGUGGAGGAAGGAGGAAGUGAACUUCCCAGGUGGAUUCUUCUAAUCCUGUAAUGUGUCCAAAUAUACUUUAUAGACUGUUUAAUCCAGUGGUGAAAUAUCAGGGCUUCAAUAAAUCAACAGUUCUCUCAUUAGUAUUCUAGCAAUCAUGAAGCAGAGCUGUGAAUCAUGGAGGACUUUGAGUAACUGGUCAAGGGGGAGGAGGCGGAUCUGUCUGAGACUUUGCUGGAGGAAAUGUGUCAGGAAAUGAGCCCACGCUGAUGCCCCACACAUGCUUAAUUGCAGGUGAGCCAAGUCAUCUGGCUUUUGUGGCAAGUGCACAAAGAGGGGAGAAUGAACAGCAAAAUGGGUCGAGUCUGGGGAUGUAACUGGGAACAGUAGAUUGUAACUCCCUGCAAAAUGUUCCUGUCUUGUGGGGCGGAAGCAGUAGGAACAAAACCAAGGAUGGCUUUCAUGGCAGAUUUUCUAGAAAAGAGCUCCCUGCUUCCUCCUUUUUCUGCCAGGCUGGCCAGAACUGCACAGCAUGGCUGUGCUGUGGGAGCUCGUCUCAUGUAUUACAAAUGUGCUGAUGGCAACGCAGAGCAGGGAUGGCAAGAGAGCACGGAGCAGUUCCUGCUGGUGCAGGCGCUGUUAGGGCUCUCAGCCUGGUGUGAAUGUUCAGAGGAGAUAAAGCCCCACCUGCGGCCUUCCCUACCCUGGGGAGAGGGAUCCGGAGCUCAGCAGCUGGGGUCUGCUCACACGCAGCAGGGCUGUGCAGGCAAACCUGAGCCUUGGUGCCCAGCCUGGGACCUGGAGCAGCUCUGCUGGGCUGUGGGGAGAGCAGACUCCUGAGGCCACGGCUGGGAGCAAGGCUGAGGGGCUGGGAUGCGUUGCUCUCAGAUACGAGGAGGAGGCACACCGCUCUGCUCAGUGGGUGCACUACCUGUGGUGCUGGAGGGGCUUGGUGCAGGGCACGGCAGCACCCUGCUGGAACACAGAGCUGCGAGGGGGCAGGUGGUGCUCGAGCCGGUCGGGGAGAAGUCAGACUCGGCUUUCAUACUGCUAAGUGGGAAAAGUGGUAUUUGGUUGUUUUGUCAGCCUUUCCUCCAAGCUGACUUUAAAUAUUUAAUGCUUUAAAAAACGCUGUACCAUUUGCCAUUUUGUCUGAUGAGGAAGUCUGCAUUUCAAGGGAUCCCAUCUGUGAGAAAUCAUCUUCAAAGUCGUUCUCUCUAGAGACAGCUGAUGCAGGGAGGAUGGUAAAGUUGCUGUUCUUCACCCUUCAGUGCUGUUUGUGUUUCUCAGUGUGGCUAAUGAUGCGCAGCAAAGUGAGGCAGAACUCCCCCUCCUGCUUUGCUUCCUGGUUGUUGUAUACUGGCACAACAUUGGAACAGUUCAUGCUGUGAGUGUGGCAGGGGAAUGUUUACAUGCAAAUAGAAAUAUAUUUUUGAUGAACAUUUUAAAACUCGAGAAGAAUGUCUGUGUUUCCUUAUUUUUUUUUUCUUUUUUUUGCUGGACUCUAAGUUUUCUGAAUUCCUCCUCCCACCUUUGUCUGGGGAUCUUCUGGCCAGGCUCCCGUUUGUGGGUCUGAGCAGAGGCUUCAGACCUCCUCAUGGGUCCUCUAACAAAGCAGGGGUGGUCCUCGUGCAGGCCCCAUCACACCGAUGUCCUUGCUGAAGGAAUCCCAGCAAGCUCGUUCUGGCCCUGGAUGAAUGGGGAGACCUCAGGUGACCACAGGGAACGGCAGCUGGCUGGGGGAAUCCCUCCUCCCUAGGAAGGGAUGGAUCAAAACGCAGAUUUCCUGUCUGCUGUGGGGUUUACACCAAUCCCUGUCUGCAGGGAUGUUGCUUUUAGUUUCCCAGCUCUCGGAGGGACUCCUGGCAGUAGCUCCAGUUGGUUUUGCAAUAACCCCACCGUGCUGGCUUCCUGCAGCACGGGCAGGCUGUCAGCCUGCUGGACACUGUCCGCAAAGCCACGUAGCUGAGCCCAGCCUGUGUCCUGAGCAGCGGGGAUGAGUGUGGAGAAAUGCCUGCUUCCUUAGCAAUAAUAUGUUCUGAAACACGUUUAUCUUUCCUGUUGAAACUUGCGAUAGCUGUAUCUGGUUUUGUAAGCAAAUUAAAUCAACGUGAGUCUGUUUUGUAUGAUGGUGACAUUUGUAGCUUUAUUUUUUCCUUGUCGAGCUGUGCUGUCGUAGCCCUCGAUAGCCAGCUGGUACUUACCUUUCACAUCUUCCCCUCACUUGUCUCCAGGCUGCUUCAUGUUUUGUCUUGUCAAGGUCAUUUCUGGCAAUUUUUCAAGACCACUUCAGCUCGCUGUAGCUUUAUUACCAUUAUUCUAUUAAGUGUCUGGCCACGGUAGCAAAUGCAGGGGCAGAUAGAAAGCUAAAAACAAAACUACAAAAGCAAUUCUUCAUGGGGCUUUCAGCCAGCAGGACAGCUUUUCAUGGGCUUGUAUCCUGCCCUUUUCAUACAGCCGUCAUCCAGCCCCGUUACGAUGGUUAUCUCCCUCCUGAGCUUCGUGUCAAGGCUGCGAGGCGGGCGCUGUGCCGGAGGGGACCAAGGCCAGCUCAGCUGGGGCUGGAGGACAGCGGGCAGAGGGGCUCUCCCUGCUUUUCUCUCCCCAUCACUUAUUCCUUCCCCUGCUUCUUUCCUUCCAGCAGCCCCGGCACGCCCCUAGCCAGCCCUGCCAGCUGUGCACAUUGGCUCUUUUGGGGCUUUAUUUGAAAUGGUCUGGUUAAAGGCUCAGCUCGCCUGGUCUCAGCACUGCAGUGACGGCUGCCUCCGUGCCCUGCCCGGGGGCUCUCCUGUGCUGAGAGGCUGCAGGCGUGUAACACGGGCAGUGGCAGAAAUGAGGAGAGAGAUUGUCACCACAAACAUGGUCUGAGGCUGCGUGGGGCACACGGCGGGGCUGGGGUGGAUGCUGCUGUCCAUGCUGGGCAGAGGAGGGCUGCUGGAGCUGAGGGACAGCAGGCACAGGAGGAACAGUGUGAGGAUCUGCUGGCCGUGCAGAAACCGAGCCCAGCAUUUCGGUUUCUCCAGGUGCUUUGGGUUUCUCCAGGAGCGGCUGAGUCUCUUGGUCUUCCACCCCACUCCUGAAGCAGUGACUGUGCAGAGAGCACAGGACAGCCCUGAGAAACCCCCAAAUCCCACCUGAAAUAGAUACCUUCUGGGUGCGGGAGGGUUUGCUGUGAUCCUGCUGAGAAGCAGGCCAAGCAGCGGAGUUUUGCUGCGUGCCGUGGCUCUGAGGUGUGGGGGCUGUGUUGGGGUGGGGGUGUGCUGGCCUGUAGGUACCUAGGGGAAGAAGAGGAUUUGCUUUUCCUGGAAUGCCAGCACCAUACAUGCCGGAGAAAUUCAGCGAUUAGAAGAGCAAAAGGACAGCGGGUGAUUACUCUGCCGGGAUGAACACGAGCCCUAAGCUCAUUAAGGGGCUUGGAGCCUGCCUGCUGCAGAAGGGGACGUUUCAGUCGCCGGCUGCUCAGCCCGCUGGGCAUCCCUCCCGGAGCUCAGCCCUCCCAGGACGGUGGGAGCCCCUCGGAGCCCCCAGCCAUGCUGGCGUCCCUGAUGACAGCGCUGUUUUUUGUGGUGAGAGCAUUUGGGCAGGUGAGUCCGGGCUGGCCAGGCAGCAGGUAGGAUUCGGUGCUUUCAGUCUUAUUUCUAGGGGUGUGUUACUUCGUGGGCAGUGCAGAAUCCAGGCUCAGCUACAUCUGUGAGCCGUGGCUCCCUGCAGCACGGCUCGGGCUGUGCCAUGAGCUGUGAUCCUGGUGAUGCAUACGCAGGAGCAGCUCUUGGUGGUGUUUAACUGCAGCUCUCGGAGCUGCCCAUCAGCUUCUCCCCCGUCCUGCUGCAAACCCUUUCUCCACGCAGCUCGGGACCAGCCUGUUCCGUGAGGAGCCCCUGCCCUACCUGGUGUACCAGCCCCUGCCCUGGCAGAUCCAGUGCGUGACGCAGAGCCGCCGCACCAGCCGGGACAGCGAGAAAGGCAGGAGCUCUCGUCAGAACAGCAUCUACUCGAUUUCUGGAGAGAAAGGCAACGUCACCCCUGACGCCAGCAGCGAGGGCAGGUUCUUCAGCGACCCUUCCGAGAAGGCGGCCGUCACCAUCCAGACCCACUUCAGGAGGUACCAGCAGCAAAAGCAGGAGAAGAAGUAGCUGCCUUGCCCACGCCCUGCAUCAUCCCUCCUCUUGUCUGUUGUGUUCCCCAGCCAGAUUUGUGCCCGUGGUGCCCGUGAACCCACUAGGUAGCUCUUGGUGCAUGCACAGCUGUAGGUGCUCUGUUGUUGGCUGCGGGUCGGUGGGGUCCUGGUGGCUCCUUCCUUCCCCAAAUAGCACUGCCCCGUGGCCAGGGACCACCAGCAAGGGGCUGUUGGCUGGGACCUCAGCACCCAGCAGCUCUGGCACUUGUCCUUUCCCUGGUGGCAGCACCCCCAGCUGCGUGGUGGCAGGCCCUGGGGCUGCACAGCUGAGGGCUGUUGUGCCCAGCCAGCUGCCCAGCUGGGGCUCGUUGUGCUCACAACAGCUCCACUUUGCAGCUGGAGCUGGGGUUGGAACAUCAGCUUUCUUCCCUGACCCAACACGGUGCCUACGAGCUGGCUGGGAAUGGGGUGCCACCAGGUAAGGGGAGCAGGAGGUGUGCCACGUGCUGGGUGUGAGCUGAUUUUUGCUUUUCUCGGGCAGCACUGGGUGUCCUGGCUUUGGAAUGAGAGGGAGACUGUUUUUUAGCAGCUAUUUUUGAGUACUGGCUUUCCUAGUGUGCAGAGCUCUCGAGAAAGAGGGAAAAAUAAAAACAGAGAUAGGAGGAGCAGGACUGGGCCACCAGGGGUUGUUUGGGGGGUUGGUGAGGACACCGAAUGUGCUGCGGCACACGCAGGAGGUGCUCAGAGGGAAGGGUUGGCUGCCCGUCUCCUGCUGAAGGCAAGGUUUGGCGAGCACGGCUCGAAGCAGCUCUGUUCCCCAGCGCCUGGCUCAGUGCUGUGCCCAGCUUUGGUGCGUCCCAGGGGAGAGCAAAGCGCAGCGGGUUCACGGGGAGCAGGGGGCGUGCUGGGGGGGUCGUGCUGGUCACCUGCAGGGAGUUCGGGUUCUGGUAAUGAGCAACACAAAGCCACGGUCUGUAACUGCUGGGGAAGGUGAAGGGGAGAAUUCUUGUGAAGAUGUAGAGGAAAAUCUGUGCUAGCCGAUUACAAUAAAGACAUGUUAAUCUGUU
This is a messenger RNA of Anas platyrhynchos (mallard), 12437 nucleotides long. The record is from RefSeq and is a predicted model, not a curated record. Lineage: Eukaryota; Metazoa; Chordata; Aves; Anseriformes; Anatidae.